CUCGACACCCAAGACCAAUAUUUUGUGGGGCUUGGAGGGUUGCCAAAUGCGAAUGGCCAGAUGGAGUUCGACGCUGCUGUCAUGGAGGGCACGUCAAUGUCAUACGGUGCUGUGUUGGCAGGGAGUCGUGAAGGCUUUCUCAGCCGCUCGGGUGGUGAUGGAGCGCAGCCCACACAGCGUUCUUGCGGGUGAAGGGGCGACAACCUUUGCUGUUAGGAACGGCAUCGAGGCGGCAGAGACCCUUACCGAUGAUGCUAAACAGCAGUUUGAGAACUGGAGACGACAGCAUCAGGAGGAAGAAGGCUCGGAUCUGAGAGGAGAUUCACACGACACGGUCGGUGUCAUCUGCUUGGAUCACGACGGAAAUCUCUGUGCUGGAACGUCCACAUCGGGAUGGAAAUUCAAACACCCUGGUCGCGUGGGAGACGCCCCAGUUGUCGGUAGCGGGCUGUACUGUGACUCUACGGUGGGUGCUGCGGUGGCGACGGGGGACGGAGAGGAAAUUCUUCGCACCUGCUUGAGUUUUGCAGUUGUGGAGUUCAUGCGUGGAGGCGACUCCCCGCAACUCGCCUGCAAAAAAGGUAUCGCCAGGCUGGAGGAAACGGUUAAACGAUCGGCUGCCGGUCGCUCUGUGGAAGAGGUCAACCGGAUGCAUGGCCGUUUGACCGUGGCCGUCAUGGCCAUGAACCCCAAAGGGGAUAUCGGUGCGGCGUCAACACUUGGGCCAAGAAAUUUGCAUCGCGGGCGUCCAGCGUUUCCGCUGGCAAUAUGGAGGAAAGGCGACCCUGUUCAUGUGGUGGAAGAAACGGAAAUACCCUAAUUUGAGAGCCUACUGCAUAUGUGUCAUGUGUACCGACGUAUUCGAGCACUCUUAAGUGUCGCCAGGGGAAGCCGUUCUACGUUCCAAUUUAGAGUUACAUGUAUUUCAGCGGACACAACAGGGCCCGACAACAAGUUCAUUGACAUCAAUACGAUCCGAGUGA
Molecule: messenger RNA, 983 nt
Organism: Ectocarpus sp. CCAP 1310/34
Lineage: Eukaryota; Phaeophyceae; Ectocarpales; Ectocarpaceae
Source: the annotation of a GenBank genome assembly